AGAUGAAGAGGAAGAAUCUGAGGAGGAGGAGAAGGAGGAAGUCAAACCUAAACAUAAAGCCAAGGAACAGGUGAGACAAAAGCAGAGAGGAAAAGAACAAAAGAAAGAAGGAAAGAAACUUAAACAAAUCCAAAAGAAAGAAGACAGUGAAGAUGAAGACGAGGAGUCUGAGGAGGAAUCUGAGGAGGAGGAGUCUGAGGAGGAGGAGGAGUCUGAGGAGGAGGAGUCUGAAGAGGAGGAGGAGUCUGAAGAGGAGGAGCCAGUGAAGAUUCAAAGGCAAGGAGGCAAACUGCUAAGAAAGCCACAGAAAGGACAAAAGAAAGACAGUGAAGAGGAGGAGGAGUCGGAGGAGGAGUCGUCGGAGGAAUCUGACGAAGAGGAGGAGGAGGAGGAGGAGGAGAAACCAGUGAAAAUGAAGCGAAAUGUUAAAGAGCAGAAGAAACCAAAGCAGGGACUGAAGGACAAGAAGACGCCAACGAAAGGAAGGGCCACAGAAAGUGAGGAUGAUGAUGAUGAUGAUGAUGAUGAAGAAGAAGAGGAAGAGGAGGAGAAACCAGCGAAACUGAAGCGAAAUGUUAAAGAGCAGAAGAAACCAAAGCAGGGACUGAAGGACAAGAAGAAGCCAACGAAAGGAAGGGCAUCAGAAAGUGAGGAUGAUGAUGAUGAUGAUGAUGAAGAAGAGGAGGAAGAGGAGGAAGAACAAGAGGAAUCUGAGGAAGAGGAGGAGGAGGAGGAGAAGCCUAGGAAAGGAAAGACUAAACCAAAAGCAGCACCUUCAGGCAGACAGACAGACAAACAGACAGGCAGACAGACAGGCAAACAGACAGGCAGACAGACAGGCGGACAGACAGGUAGACAGACAGGCAAACAGACAGACAGACAGACAGACAAACAGACAGGUAGACAGACAGCUGCAGGUAAACAGCGCGCUACUAAUGGAGCCCCUGACUCCGAGGGCUUCUGGAAUGAUGUCUUACCCCAGUACUUAGACCUCAGAUAGACACACACACACACACACACACACACACACACACACACACACACACACACAUACAUACUAACUCACACAUGGUGAGAGAAAAAUACAUGCACACAGACAGACUGAUGUCUAACAUGUAUGUGUACACACCCUCAUACUCUU
Molecule: messenger RNA, 1141 nt
Organism: Clupea harengus (Atlantic herring)
Lineage: Eukaryota; Metazoa; Chordata; Actinopteri; Clupeiformes; Clupeidae
Product: nucleolin-like
Exons: 1
Coding region: 413-1000 (195 amino acids)
Source: RefSeq, a predicted model, not a curated record